AUGCUGGAUGAUGCGGGCAAGAUCCACGAGCGCGUGAUUGCCAACCGCAUCAUCCGGCAUAUGUCCCGGAUAGGUCCCAACCUAUCCCCCGGCCAGUUUGGAUUCCGCGAGGAGCGCUCUACGGUCGAUGCCAUACAGCACGUUCGCGCCCUCGCGGGGUCUAUAACGGGGGAGGGAAAAGUGGCGUUGGCGGUGUCGCUAGAUAUCGCCAACGCUUUUAACACCGUCCCGUGGGGCAAGGUAGUGGCGGCUUUGUCCAAUUACUACGGCGUGCCGCCCUACCACGUCGAGACGGUGAGGGAUUAUUUCCGGGACAGAACGCUGGAGUACACCGACAAGGAAGAACUCUAG
Solenopsis invicta (red fire ant) is the source of this 351-nucleotide messenger RNA. RefSeq lists its product as uncharacterized. The record is from RefSeq and is a predicted model, not a curated record. The coding region runs from base 1 to 351 and encodes 116 amino acids. The transcript has a single exon. NCBI's taxonomy places the organism in Eukaryota, Metazoa, Arthropoda, Insecta, Hymenoptera, Formicidae.